GAUCGAUCAAUACACCGAUCACUAGGCAGGUGCUACAAAUUAUCUGCGGCAACUUGGAAGUACUGGUUAUUCAUGUCGGAUGCAGGGCUGAGACACAUUGUCGUGCUCAUUUCGGGCUCAGGUACAAAUUUGCAGGCCCUCAUAGAUGCUCAGUGUGCGCCCGCACUCCCCAACACGCGCAUUAGUCUCGUUCUGUCGAAUCGCAAGGCAGCCUACGGCCUGACUCGCGCUGCGCAAGCGAAUCCUCCUAUUCGCACCGCGUAUCUUUCACUGCAGCCAUUCGUCAAAGCAAACCCCGGAAAGACGCGCGAUGACUACGAUGUCGAGGUUGCCCGGAUCGUGAUCAGGGAAAAGCCCGAUCUGGUCGUUCUCGCGGGCUGGAUGCACAUAAUGGGCGACGGCUUCUUGGAGGUCGUCAACGGUGAGCGGCUUCUAAAGGGUGAGGAGAAAGUGGAGAAGCCCAUCCCGGUGAUAAAUCUCCAUCCCGCGCUGCCAGGGGCAUUCGACGGUGCGAAUGCGAUCGAACGGGCAUAUGAGGCAUUCCAAAAAGGCGAGAUCGCGCAUUCUGGCGUCAUGGUUCACAGGGUCGUGAAGGAGGUGGACUGUGGACCUCCAGUGAUGGUGAGAGAGGUUGAGAUAAAGCCCGGGGAAUCCCUGGAGGCUUUCGAAGAGCGGCUGCAUAAAACGGAGUGGGAGGUUAUCGUGCAAGCUACGAAGCAGGUCUUGGACGAGGUUGCUCCUUUACCCUCAGCGUAACAUGUAAUGUUGACGCCUGGACUUCGCGAGACGUGAGUCUCAAGUAAAC
Molecule: messenger RNA, 805 nt
Organism: Laetiporus sulphureus 93-53
Lineage: Eukaryota; Fungi; Basidiomycota; Agaricomycetes; Polyporales; Laetiporaceae
Product: phosphoribosylglycinamide formyltransferase
Exons: 3
Coding region: 73-756 (227 amino acids)
Biological process (GO): 'de novo' IMP biosynthetic process
Cellular component (GO): cytoplasm
Molecular function (GO): phosphoribosylglycinamide formyltransferase activity
Source: RefSeq, a predicted model, not a curated record